Molecule: messenger RNA, 1356 nt
Organism: Beta vulgaris subsp. vulgaris (sugar beet)
Lineage: Eukaryota; Viridiplantae; Streptophyta; Magnoliopsida; Caryophyllales; Amaranthaceae
Product: protein PHOX3-like
Exons: 3
Coding region: 1-1356 (451 amino acids)
Molecular function (GO): protein binding
Source: RefSeq, a predicted model, not a curated record
AUGGUUUCUAUGGAGGAUUAUAAGAGACUUAGGGAGGAGAUUCAUCGCCUCCUCACUGAAGGGGAAAAUCUGAUGGAUGAUGAUGAAUUUCUGCUUGAUUUGAUCUCGUGUUCUAAUGAUUCAAAAGAUGUUCUGGAACUUGUAAGAGCUUUAAAAGAAGAGGGGAAUGUAUUGUACAAGCAAAGGAAAUUUGAGGAUGCAUUGGAAAAAUAUGGAUAUGCAGGACUAGUUCUUGCCCGAUAUGAAUUUGUGGAAAAAUCAGACAUGGGUGCGUGUUUUGAGUUGGCUAUUUGUGUUCUGUUAAAUUCUGCAGCGUGUUUUGGUAAGAAGAAUGAAUUUGAGAAUGUAGGCCGGAUUUGUUCAAUUAUAUUGGAAUUUGAACCAAGUAACGUAAAAGCUUUAUUUAGAAGAGCAUUGGCUGCUUUAGAGUUAGGGAGGAGCAUUUGGGCAUAUUGGGAUUUGUUAUUGGCAGUCGAGGUUGACCCUAACAAUCGAGAGGUUGCCUCUAAGCUUGAAGAGGUUAAAAGCUCUUUGCGCAAGGAAGAAUCAAUAAAACGCUCACAAAGUGUUGUCCCAUUAGGUUUAGGAUCAAGCCUUUCUCCUCCACGAAAGAAUACAAAAGGGAGUCUAAAGCAGGAGGCUGGAAUUGAACACAAAGAUAUGCAAAGGAAGGUUUCUUCUUCAGGUGCGACUGAUAAGCGCAAUCAUGAUGGCCUAACUAGCAUAGUGGGCUCAGGACCAAAAGGAUGUUCAAGUUUAAAGGGUGAAAAGACUCUAAACGAGAUAAAGAAGACGGUGAACGGAAAGAAUGAAGUUAAGAAAUCUAAUCUGAUGGAGCCCAAGUAUCGGUUUGCUAACCGACGAAGGUCGGGCUCCUUGAUGUCCAUUUCAAAGAAAGAUUAUAAUCUGCUAUCUACAGGAAAAUCUAUUCAGUGCAUGAAGCUGGGUUAUUUGAUGACUGUAAGAGUAGUGAUGGGUACAAAAGAAGGUAUAAAGAGAAAGGAUGUAUGUCAAGAAGAGAUUAUGGUUGCAUCUUCCGCUUCUGGUCAACCAAAUCGCAUUGGUGUAAUAGGAGAUACAUUUAUGGAGUUGGAAGAUCAAACGACAUGGAGUGUAACUCAGAUUCCCGUCGAGUCGCAAAAGGGAGAUGAGUACAAAGAGGAAGCGGAAGAUAAUGAAGCUAAAAAAAGUGUUAAAGAUAACAAGUAUCAUAAGGACACACUCAUGUCUGAGGUUAAGCGUUGUGCUUCUAAUAAUGUAGCUCGUGAGAUGAUGUAUGUUGGUAGUCAGGUUAAGGGUGCCCAUGAACUGACAACUGUUGUCAGCGAAAUGUCUGGGUCCUUUAGCUUCUCCUAA